AUGUCUCAAAGCAUGCCCUCGGAGCCGGUUACAAACAACACCGUGGUUGAGACGAAAUCCGGAGCUGGGGCAAAACUCCAGCUUCCGUAUGAAUUGGGGUUGCGACUCAACCAGAUUUACCCGAAGGAGCAACUACAAUUGCUCCGGAAAGAGAAACCAGAUAUCCCUAUGGAACCGUUCGAGUGCAGUCAGGUGGCCAGAGACCUUACAAGAACAGUUAUGGAAAUGGAACAUGUUAGUCGCAACAUGAGCGAAUGGUAUACCAUCACUCGUGACGAUCGAUUGAAGAUUGAGAAGCAAUUUGCCGACGAUGAGGAGAUGCGUAUACCUAAAGACAAUUUCUCAAUUCUAUCGUGGGAGCUUUACGAUGCUCGUACUUUAUUUGAGAGCAUGGCAAAUGAUUUAGUUAUAGGACUUACGUGA
This is a messenger RNA of Fusarium venenatum, 423 nucleotides long. The record is from RefSeq and is a predicted model, not a curated record. Lineage: Eukaryota; Fungi; Ascomycota; Sordariomycetes; Hypocreales; Nectriaceae.